Molecule: messenger RNA, 3051 nt
Organism: Cladophialophora psammophila CBS 110553
Lineage: Eukaryota; Fungi; Ascomycota; Eurotiomycetes; Chaetothyriales; Herpotrichiellaceae
Exons: 4
Coding region: 1-3051 (1016 amino acids)
Biological process (GO): glutathione metabolic process
Cellular component (GO): cytosol
Molecular function (GO): 5-oxoprolinase (ATP-hydrolyzing) activity
Source: RefSeq, a predicted model, not a curated record
AUGUACCGUAUUGGUGUCGACGUCGGUGGAACCAACACCGACGCCGCCAUCCUUGAUAUCAGUGCGCUUGAGACCGACUCGCGUGGCGUGCUGGCCACCUGCAAGACUUCCACAACAUCCCACGUGACUCUGGGGAUUCAAAGUGCAGUUCGAGAGGUUCUCGCUCGGUCAAAGGUCGACAGAAGUAAAGUGUUGAAUGUCGCCAUCGGGACGACACACUUUGUAAAUGCCGUUGUUGAGAAUGAUGCCCGGAGACUUAGUCGUGUUGCCGUGGUGAGACUGUGUGGCCCUUAUACCAGGAAGAUACCCCCCUUUGCAGAUUUUCCUUAUGCAUUGAGGAACAUCAUCGAGGGUCCUGCCUUCUACCUCGAUGGAGGACUUGAGAUUGAUGGGCGGGAGAUCUCGUCUCUCGACCCUGUCCAGAUCAAAGCGACGGCAGCGGCGAUUGUGGAAGCAGGGGUCCAGUACGUUGCUGUUGUCGGAGUAUUCUCUGCGCUCGAUCAGAAUGGUCUCCAUGAAGAGAGAUGUAGAAAUCUUUUGCAACAGUUUGAACCAGGACUGUCUGUCGUCUGCUCUGGGCAGAUUGGCGGAACUGGACUCUUAACCCGCGAGAAUGCCACAAUCCUGAACGCGGCGAUCCUGGGGUUCGCUCGCAAGACGAUCCGGGGCUUCAGACUUGCCAUGUCCAAACUUGAACUCUCAUGUCCGCUGUACCUGACCCAGAACGAUGGCACGCUCACUGAUGCCGCCGUGGCGGCGGAACUGCCCAUCAAGACAUUCGCCAGUGGUCCAACAAACAGUUUGAUGGGAGCCGCCUUUCUCCAGGGGCUGGAUCAUGGUGACCAAAGACUGGCCGACAAGCAAGUCGUGGUGGUAGAUGUCGGAGGGACGACGACUGACAUCUGCUCUCUGUUGCCCUCGGGAUUUCCUCGCCAGGCGCCCAACUUCGUUGAGGUUGGCGGUGUACGCACUGCUUUCUCCAUGCCAGAAGUGCUCUCUAUCGGCCUCGGAGGAGGGAGUCGCGUGCGUAGAUCUGAGGACGACGGGAGGGUCACUGUCGGUCCCGACUCGGUCGCUCAUCGCCUCACAACCGAUGCCAUGGUGUUUGGAGGAAGUGUCAUGACUGCGACGGAUAUUGUCGUGGCUUCAAAGGCAGCAGACAUUGGUGACUACGACAAAGUCAAGAGCAUUCCUGAACAUCUAAUUGCUGGAGGGAAGGCCGACAUCAAACGACAGCUGGACCGGGCCAUCGACAAGAUGAAAGUCUCUUCUGCUCCUGUGUCUGUCCUUCUCGUCGGCGGAGGUUCAGUCAUCCUCACGGAGGACCUCGAUGGAGUAGAAGAGUGCCUUCGGCCACCUCAUCACGACUCCGCGAACGCGGUAGGCGCGGCUAUUGCGAAGGUGGCAGGGGAAGUCGACGUGAUUGAGAUAUUGGCUGGCCGAGAUGAGAUCGCCGCGAUCGAGGCAGUCAAGAAGGCGGCAAUCGAAGCCGCCAUAUCGAAUGGAGCAGACGAAAGAGACGUCAAAAUCGUCGAGAUCAAGAAAAUCCCACUACAAUAUGUCACCAACAAAGCCACGAGGUUUGUGAUGAAAGCAGUCGGGAGUCUUCGAGUCAAAGACGAAGCCGUUCAUAAUGGCGUUUCUAGUGGUAUACUCGACCAGGAGCAAGAAGCGGACAUGAACAUGGCGCAAGAGGCGAUGAAGGCCGAGACCACAAAUGUGCAGAAGGGCAGUCUGGCGAAACCGACACUGGGUGUCGAUAUUGCGAACUACCGUCCCCGUGUCGACAACGGCGUCUGGUACAUCUCUCCCAUCGAUGUGCAGCUGAUCGCUUCGGGCGCAGGGAUUCUCGGUACAGGAGGCGGUGGCUCGUCGUAUCUCAUGGCUCUGUACACACUGGGUAUUCUCCGCAAAGCCGGCCAGGGAACCAUCCGCGUCGUCCCUCUCGAAUCUCUCAAAGACGACAACACCUGUGUGUUCGGUGCUGGAUACGGCGCGCCUUCUGUGAGUGAUGAGCGCAUCAGUGCUGGCACCGACGUGUUCGCAGCCAUAGACGCCGUCAACACCAUCAUGGGCAUCAAGGACUUCCAGGGCAUCGUGGCAGAUGAGAUUGGAGGAGGCAACGGCCUUGUGACAUUUCCCAGCAGCGCUCGCUAUGAUCGACCGGUGGUUGACUGCGACUUGAUGGGUCGUGCCUAUCCAACACUUGAGCAUGGAACUCCCUAUAUCUAUGGACAGCCGGUACUGCCAUUUGCUACUGCUGAUUGUAAAGGCAACGCAUCUGUGGUUCUGGCCGCCGAAUCUAACAAGCGGGUAGAAUCGCUGACACGCCAGACGUGCAUUGAAAUGGGCAAUUCCACCGCAGCGGCUGGAAGACCUCUAUCUGGCAAGGUCAUCAAAGACUACGCCGUGCCCAACACUGUCUCUCAAGCAUGGUAUCUGGGGCGCGCCGUCCACCUAGCCAGGGAAUCCAAAAUUGAUUUUAUCGAGGCCAUUUCGAGCAUCACCCCGGUCAAGGAGCUUUACAUUGGCAAAAUCGUCGACGUAACUCGUGACAUUUCUCGCGGUUACACAGUCGGUCGAUGCAUAAUCGGCCCUUUAUCCGCCGAGGAGCAAGAUGACACCCUGAGCCCAUCAUCCACUCGCGAGAACCGUGAAAGCCGCUACCUUACCAUCCCUUUCCAGAACGAAUACCUCUCUGCAGGUUUCAUUUCGCAGUUUCCAAUCCCAUCGUCGUCCUCUGCGGACGACGAUGAGCUCGAAGAGGAGAUCAUAUGCACAGUCCCCGAUCUGAUCUCGAUCCUCGGUAGCGACGGCGAGGCUCUCGGCUCUCCCGAAUUGCGCUACGGUCUGAAAGUCCGCGUGAUAGGAAUGCCCGCCUCUCCACUGUGGACCGGGAGCGCAGAAGGGCUGCGGGUUGGUGGACCCGAGUUCUUUGGCCUAAAGUGUAGAUGGGAGGAAGUUAGGGAGAAGGGGAAGGUGAAUGGGAUGGGAGUGGGCGAGUAUAAGAGGCCGAGGAGUGUUAUCGACGAGUUCAACGUGACCACAUGA